This is a messenger RNA of Malania oleifera, 1433 nucleotides long. Its product is annotated as glycosyltransferase BC10-like. Gene Ontology annotation, cellular component: membrane. The transcript has 2 exons. The record is from RefSeq and is a predicted model, not a curated record. Bases 1 to 1233 code for a protein of 410 amino acids. Lineage: Eukaryota; Viridiplantae; Streptophyta; Magnoliopsida; Santalales; Ximeniaceae. Gene Ontology annotation, molecular function: glycosyltransferase activity.
AUGAAGAACGAACAGCAGAGGAUGAUCUCCUCAAAGAUAAUCAACAAUUCACAAAUGCAUCCCUACAACCUCAUCCCAUACUUUCUAAUGUUUGGAUUUGGUCUCGCAUUUGGGAUUGCUGCCAUUUCCUACCUCAAAUACUGUUCCUUCAGCCUCCAGCUCACCCAGUUCUUCGUCCCAACCCUAAAGCCCUUGCCCCUACCCUCCUCCCCCUUCCUUUUAAACCCUAAUAAUUAUUCCACAGCAUUGCCAGCGCCAGAAGAAGCAGAAGCAGAAGCAGCAGCUUACUCCGGCAGAACAGGGCUGAAGGAGUUCUUGAAGGUGCCAGCGUCCGCCAUGCACGACAUGGAAGACCACGAGCUCCUGUGGAGAGCCUCCAUGGUGCCUCGAAUCAGAAGGUACCCCUUCAUGCGCCUCCCUAAGGUGGCCUUCUUGUUCUUGACCAGGGGACCUCUGCCCAUGGCUCCUCUCUGGGAGAUGUUCUUCAAAGGGCAUGAAGGCCUCUACUCCAUAUACCUCCAUUCUCAUCCUUCCUAUAACGAAUCCAUGCCCAAAACUUCUGUCUUCUACGGCCGCAAUAUCCCCAGCAAGGUCGUAAAAUGGGGGGAGUUCAGCAUGGUGGCGGCGGAGCGUCGACUUCUAGCAAACGCAAUGCUCGACGUCGGAAACCAGCGGUUUGUCCUCCUCUCGGAGUCCUGCAUUCCCAUCUUCAACUUCACCACCGUCUACAGCUACCUAAUGGGCUCCAACAAGAGCUUCAUCGAGGCCUACGACGCCCCCGGCUCGGUGGCGCGUGGCCGCUACAACCCCCGCAUGAUGCCCCACAUCCACGUCUGGCAGUGGCGCAAAGGCUCCCAGUGGUUCGAGAUGGACCGCGAAGUCGCCGUCGGCGUCAUCUCCGACCACAAAUAUGCCUACCUCUUCCGGCGGUUCUGCAAGCCAGCCUGCUACUCCGACGAGCACUACAUCCCGACCUACGUGAGCGUGAAGCUUUGGGAGAGGAACUCGAACCGAACCGUGACUUGGGUUGAUUGGUCCCAAACUGGGCCUCAUCCGGGCAAGAUCGGGGAGAAGAAUGUGACCGCUGAGAAUCUGACAAGGCUGAGGUUCGGAACAGAAUGCGAAUACAAUGGGAGGAAAACCAAUAUAUGCUACCUGUUUGCCAGGAAGGUGAUGCCCAACGCAUUGGAGAAGUUGCUCAGAGUUGCUCCCACACUGCUAUUCUUCCAAUAGUUAAAUUCCAAUUUUCAUCUGCAUGCAUGCAUGCACGAAUGAAGUAUGCCUAUGUACCUUUAUAGAUUUAAUUUGAUUCUAGAUCAUGGAUUUGCAUGCUUGCAUGCAUAUGUUUUUUCUUUUUUUGUCAAAAUUUUUCUUUUUUAAAUUUCUUACAUAGGACGAAGAGAAAUGGAAUAUAAAUUUGCCCAUUGAGGGUU